AUGGAUAACCACUCCACCCUACUAGAUGGUUUUGGUUUUACUGAAAUGAUUGGAAUCCAAGCUGAAGGACAGGCAGGAGGCAUGGUGGUUCUUUGGAAUCACAACAUUGUCACAAUCCAUAAUUUUGUUCGUAGAAGCCAGGAAAUCUCGGCUACUAUAGACUAUAGAGAAAAGCAUAAGCAUGUUCCUUUAACAUCUUCUGUUCAUAUUCAAUGGAGGAAGCCUGGUAAAAGAUUGUUUAAACUAAUUGUAGAUGGAGCCUUCAUACAUAACAUAAUGCAAUGUGGCCUCAGAGGAGCUCUCAGAAAUGCCAAAGGAGAUUGGAUUAUGGGUUUCAAGCGACGAGCAUAUGGUGUCACACAGCUACAUGCAGAACUUCUUGCUUUACAAGAGGGACUAAGAAUUACAAUAGAAAAUAACCACAACCCCUUAGAGAUAGAAAUAGAUUCCACAGAAGUGGUUAAUGCUCCAAAUGAAGGAGAGGAAAAUCUUGCAUAG
Messenger RNA from Nicotiana attenuata, 498 nucleotides. RefSeq lists its product as uncharacterized. Bases 1 to 498 code for a protein of 165 amino acids. The transcript has 3 exons. The record is from RefSeq and is a predicted model, not a curated record. Gene Ontology annotation, molecular function: RNA-DNA hybrid ribonuclease activity; nucleic acid binding. Lineage: Eukaryota; Viridiplantae; Streptophyta; Magnoliopsida; Solanales; Solanaceae.